Messenger RNA from Exophiala xenobiotica, 2049 nucleotides. RefSeq lists its product as uncharacterized. Lineage: Eukaryota; Fungi; Ascomycota; Eurotiomycetes; Chaetothyriales; Herpotrichiellaceae. The transcript has a single exon. Bases 1 to 2049 code for a protein of 682 amino acids. Gene Ontology annotation, biological process: carbohydrate metabolic process. The record is from RefSeq and is a predicted model, not a curated record.
AUGAUGUUCUCAGCGCUGUUGGUCAUCUCCCUUCAUCUGACUACUGCUGUGGCCGGUCAAUGCUGGAGAGAUUAUCCAUGCGAUGGUCCCGAUCAGCCCUCAUUUCCUGGAGCCUGGGAUGCCAACAUCUACGCUCCAUCAACGAGAGUUGUGUCACCUGCGGCGGUCCUUGUCUGGCCAGGUUUGACGCCAGUCUCGUACGGACAAACUCAAACAAUUGUUGGGAAUGGAUCACUUGUCACCUAUGAUUUUGGUAAAGAGGUGGGUGGCAUCGUCCGCUUCGACUACAACAGCACGGACUCCGGCACGUUAGGCAUCGCUUUUGCUGAAUCCAAGAAAUUUGUCGGCUACCGGUCAGACUCUUCGAAUGGUCUCUUCACAGGAGCCGAUCUAUGGCUCAAUGUCACUCUGACCGACGGCUCGGGCUACUAUGUCAUGCCGGAUGAGAAGCUUCGAGGAGGGUUUCGAUAUAUGACUCUCUGGCUGACGACAAACUCAAGCACAACCGCCUUUUCUGCCUGGAAUGUAACUGUCGAGCUCGAUUUUCAGCCCACAUGGCCCAACCUCCGGGCAUAUCAAGGCUACUUCCACAGUAAUGACGAACUCCUUAACCGUAUCUGGUACGCGGGGGCAUACACCUUGCAGAGCAACUCCGUUCCUACCAACACAGGCCGACAGGUUCCAAUGCUUGCAUGGGGCUGGGCAAAUAACGCCACUCUUAGCCCAGGGUAUUCUGUCAUUGUUGACGGCGCGAAGAGAGACAGAGCCGUCUGGCCUGGAGACAUGGGCAUCGCGGUACCUUCAGCCUUCGUCUCCACGGGUGACCUCGAGUCUGUGAGGAAUGCAUUGCAAGUCAUGUACGACUACCAAAACACCACAACAGGCGCCUUUGACGAGUCGGGUCCGCCUCUCAGUCAGAAGAACAGCGACACAUACCACAUGUGGACCAUGAUCGGGACGUACAAUUACGUCUUGUACACAAAUGACACAGCUUGGCUGGCGCCUUUAUGGGACAAGUACAAACUCGCAAUGCAAUUUGUGGUCGACAAGAUAGACGAGUCGGGCUUGAUGAACGUGACCGGCACAAGGGAUUGGGCACGCUGGCAGCAAGGAUUUCAUAACACCGAAGCUAACAUGAUUCUUUUUCAAACAUUGUCAACAGGGAGCAAGCUUGCUUCAUGGCUGGGCGACCCCGCCGUUUCUGCGAACUGGACAUCUACAGCCACCGAUCUUUCCAAGUCUAUCAACAGUCUCACCUACGAUGUCUCUGCCGACGCGUACCGCGACAACGACACCACAACAACCCUCCAUCCGCAAGACGCCAACAGUAUGUCGCUGUUGUUCUCCGUAGCACCUGACUCGAACGUACCCGGCAUUGCCACGUCUCUGACGAAGAACUGGACACCGAUCGGCCCUGUAACGCCGGAGCUUCCCUACAACAUUUCCCCCUUCAUCUCCAGCUUCGAACUCCUGGGCCGCCUGGCCGUGCGCGACACCAAAAGCGCGCUUGAACUCAUCCGCACGACCUGGGGAUGGAUCAUCAACAACCCUAAUUCGACCGAAUCCACGCUUCUCGAAGGCUACCUGUACAAUGGUAGCUUCAGCUACCGGUCCGACCGGGGAUAUAGUUACGACGAGAGCUACGUGAGCCAUGCGCACGGAUGGAGUUCAGGGCCGACCUCGGCGCUGACGCAUUACGUGCUCGGAUUGGAUGUGCUUAGUCCCGCUGGCAGCGAGUGGAGGCUGGCGCCACAGUUGGGAGAUUUGGAAUUCGCAGAGGGAGGCUUUACGACGGUGCUGGGGAAAUUCAGCGCAAAAUGGGCCCUCCAAGGUCAAGGGGUGAGGGUGAGCUGGAAUACACCUGUUGACACAACGGGCACUCUUGUCCUGCCGCUUCCCGCAGGAGUGGAGAGCAUGAUCGUGGAAAUCGAGGUCGGGGGACAGCAAAUGAACGAAAGUCUGAUUGCGAAUGCCACGAGCGCUUUUGGCGAGAAGACUGCCCAGCUCAAUGUCCCUGGUGGUCGAGGGCUGAUCUGGUUCCCGCUUUGA